AUGCGCCUGCGCGGCGGCGGGCUGGGCCGUCUCCCUGCGCCCGCCCCUCACCCCCGGCUCGGUGGUGCUCGCCUGGCUCGGCCGCCUGCUCGCCUCGGGCUCGCCUCGGCGCGCUCCGCGGCCCCCGCUGGGACGAGGGCCGGUGAUAAGGCAGCGGCGAGGUGCUGCCUACGUGGGAGGCUGGGGAUGCUCGCGCUUACUUCCCGCGUGAGGGAGUUGGAGGAUGAGCUAAUGGAGGAAAGGUCCUCACAGCGAGAGGAACGUGGAGGAAGCGCUCGGGCCAUCCUGCGCGGCCCCGCGGAGUCACUCUCCGUGGCCGGAGCUGCCCGCUUCGGACCGCCUGGCGGGGCAAACGGAAGACGUCAGUCCCUUCCAUUGGGAGAUCCUAUGUCUGUCUUUCGGAGCUCCAAGAAAUACCCUUAUUAUCACUGUGUUGGAGCAAGGGAAAGAGCCCUGGACCAUGGAGAGCCAUGUAAAAAUAGUAAGAAAACUGGGUGGGAAUGGAUCAAAGGUGUGAACACAGACAUCUCUCCUAAAUGUGUGAACAAGGAAUUUCCACUGGUGACAGGGAACAAGGAAUUUCACACAGUGACAUCGGAAAAACAUGGAAACAAUGGCCGGGAAGAUUUUGCCCAUCAUCAUAGAGUUCAUUCUGGAGAAAAUUCAUUUAAAUGUAAUGAAUGUUUCAUGGUCUUCAGUCAAACUUCCCACCUUUUAGAGUAUUACAGAAUGCAUACUGGUGAUACACUUUACAAGUGUAAUGAAUGUGGCAAAGCCUUUAGAACACAUGCAAGCCUUCUUAGGCACCAGGUAACCCAUACUAGGGAAAACCCUUACAAAUGUAAUGAGUGUGGCAAGGUCUUCAGUCGCAAUUCAUACCUUGCAAUUCAUGGUAGAAGUCAUACUGGAGAGAAACCAUGUAAAUGUAAUGACUGUGGCAAAGGCUUCUGUCAAACGUCAAGCCUUAUAAAGAACCGCAGAAUUCAUACUGGAGAGAAACCUUACAAGUGUAAUGAGUGUGGCAAAGCCUUUAGAGCACAUUCAAGCAUAACUGCCCAUCAGCUAAUUCAUGCUGGAGAAAAACCUUACAAAUGUAAUGAAUGUGGCAAGGUCUUCAGUCAAAGUUCACACCUUUCAAGUCAUCAUAAAAUUCAUACUGGAGAGAAACCUCACAAAUGUAAUGAAUGUGGCAAGGUCUUCCAUCGAAAUUCACACCUUGCAAGUCAUUGGAGAAUUCAUACUGGAGAGAAGAAGCCUUACAAAUUUAAUGAGUUUGAUAGGGUCUUCAAGCACAGUUCAGUCCUUGCACAACAUAAGAUAAUUCGUUCUUGA
This is a messenger RNA of Galeopterus variegatus (Sunda flying lemur), 1332 nucleotides long. RefSeq names its product zinc finger protein 665-like. Lineage: Eukaryota; Metazoa; Chordata; Mammalia; Dermoptera; Cynocephalidae. The record is from RefSeq and is a predicted model, not a curated record. The coding region runs from base 1 to 1332 and encodes 443 amino acids. Gene Ontology annotation, biological process: regulation of transcription by RNA polymerase II. Gene Ontology annotation, molecular function: RNA polymerase II cis-regulatory region sequence-specific DNA binding; DNA-binding transcription factor activity. The transcript is spliced from 3 exons.